UUCAAUGCAUUAGUAUCUACUAUCAUGGGUGCUACUGUGCUGUUCUGCAGAUACUCUGGUUGUGGGCUGGUUGUUCCUGAGAAGCUACAGGGCUGUAAGGUGCUGGAUCUGGGCAGUGGCUCUGGCAGAGACUGCUUCAUUCUCAGUAAACUAGUGGGCCAGAGCGGUCAUGUCAUCGGCAUUGACAUGACAGCAGAACUGAUCCUGGCAUCACGCAAAUAUGUCCAGUACCACCAGCAGAAGUAUGGCUACGAGAAGCCCAACACCAUAUUUGUGCAGGGUUACAUAGAAAAACUGAAUGAGACGGGAAUACAGAGUGGUUCGCUGGAUGUUCUGGUGUCAAACUGUGCCAUGUGUCUGUGUCCUGACAAGAAGCCGGUUCUCAGGGAGGCUUUCAGAGUGCUCAAGGAGGGUGGGGAACUUUACUUUAGUGACAUAUAUUCCAGCAAGGCUGUUCCGGAACAUUUGAAACAAGACCCAGUUCUGUGGGGUGAAGGCUUGAGUGGUGCCCUCUACUGGCGAGACCUGAUCUCUCUAGUGCACGAGGUGGGCUUUAGUACUCCAUACCUUCUCACUGCAAGCCACAUCAUAGUCCACAAUAGUGAGCUACAGAAGAAAGCAAGUGGCAUCACACACACCUCUGCAACUUACCGCCUCUUCAAGUUGCCCAAAAAUAGAAAGCAGAGCGACGCAGUUGUGGCUUACAAAGGAACGGUCCCUGACCAUCCCGACCUACUCAAGUUUGACAUGUAUCAUUGUUUUGAGACAGACAUAGAGGUAAGCGUGGAUGCAGAAAUGGCAGCCGUACUUCAGCAUUCCCGAUUCUCCUCUGACUUCUCCAUCCAAAGCUCAGACAAACCUGCACCAAGCCCUAAAUGUGCCCCUCAGAGCUGCCACCUUAAUAACCCAUUCCUACUUGCUGAUAACCUCAAACUUCAUUCAAAGCCCUCCACCAAGAUUGGGAACACUGAAGAACCAGUGGGAAAGUAUGACACUACCAACUGAAGGGAGAUACUAUUUUCUUCAUGAAAAUGAAUAUAAUAAACAUGUUACAUGA
Oncorhynchus kisutch (coho salmon) is the source of this 1057-nucleotide messenger RNA. Its product is annotated as arsenite methyltransferase-like. The coding region runs from base 25 to 1005 and encodes 326 amino acids. The transcript has 8 exons. Gene Ontology annotation, biological process: toxin metabolic process; arsonoacetate metabolic process. Gene Ontology annotation, cellular component: cytosol. The record is from RefSeq and is a predicted model, not a curated record. NCBI's taxonomy places the organism in Eukaryota, Metazoa, Chordata, Actinopteri, Salmoniformes, Salmonidae. Gene Ontology annotation, molecular function: arsenite methyltransferase activity.